Molecule: messenger RNA, 1729 nt
Organism: Suillus discolor
Lineage: Eukaryota; Fungi; Basidiomycota; Agaricomycetes; Boletales; Suillaceae
Exons: 5
Coding region: 104-1573 (489 amino acids)
Molecular function (GO): protein binding
Source: RefSeq, a predicted model, not a curated record
AACUACCCACUGCUCAGGUAAUGCAUAAGCCUGAAAAUGACCAGCAGGACCAUGUGUUCCACAAUUUCGAGUUCUUUACUCACCAACGCUGAUUCAGAUACCCAUGUUUGUAGUACCAGCCAGCCAACAUGGCCAACAUGGUGUCCACAGCCCUUCCAAGUUCGUGGUCGACGUAUGGCUCGUGAUUAUGAGGUAUCUUUCCGUCCUGGACAUCGUGAGACUUGGAAGUACAUGUCGAACAUUACACGAAUUUGCUUCAUUACGACAUGUUUGGCGCGACGUCCUCUUUCAGCAUCGUUUUCUUGACCAGUGUUACCCCCAUCUGCGUUCAUGCACCGCGGAAGAUAUUCGUCACCAGCUGAAAACCGCUGCCCGACUGGACCACCUAUGGACACAGCCUAGCAUCGUCCCUAAGCGUCUUUACACGUUUCCGCUGGAUUUCCCUGGUGUGUUUCAAGGUCUCAAAUUUCUUCCGGGUGGGACAUGGCUAGUGUUGCUUUUCCAUUGUCGAAAUCUCAACCCUUCUCGACACUCCAACUUAUGCUUAAUGAAACCAAGCACGGGAGCUGUAUUCCCUGCUGUAUCCACGACCUUUCAGAGCGAGAUGUGCUGGCUCCCCUUCCUUGACCAAGACGGUCCGUAUAAAUCAUCUCGUGGUGACAAUCUCAUACUACUACGAACCAAGUGUAAUGACGGAUCUAAUGCCUUCGGAAUUGUGCAUUUAAAUACAAAGAUACCCUCAAUCACGAUACCUCUCAUUUUUCGCACAAAUGUAUUUGUGCGGAACUAUGCAGCAUCAGGAGACUAUAUCGUUUAUGGCUGGAUUACUGCCGACAGGAGGCAUUUCCUUCGUAUCAUGCAGCUAAACGAUAAUUAUGACGGUUUUCGAAAGGAUAUGACUGUUGAAAUUGACUGUCCAAAGGGACACGACGGCAAACUCCGCAUACGGUACGACUUGCGCCUGUCCGGUCGGGUUCCGUGCAUCUUGCUUGUCAGCACGCGAUUGAUGGCUGCAUACAACAUUCCCUCCAAUGUACCCAACAGCGUCGACGCAAACCUACCACCGUUGCUUACGCCAUUCUGGCAGCUUCGCCCUGCUGCUGUGACCUUUGGACGCUUCGUCAAAUUGUUUCAUGAAGGAGCUAUAGUAUCUUUGUACGAAGGCCAGAUUCGAUUCAUACGACCUCACCUCGAUGCCUCAGAACCCAACACCUACGCCAUCGAGAAGUACAAUUUUCAUCCCGCACGUCCACAGAACUCACAGUGGCCGUGCUUGUUCUCAGCCCAACGAAUAUUCUGGCGUUCUUCCCUGCACAACCAGAAAGGGGCGACAUCUCCUUGGCAAAUGAUUAUCGAGACGAGCGCAGUCCCAGAAAAUGUUCAUCGUGAAGACCGUGUACUUAUUGACUUACAGGAAACUCAGACCUCGGCUCCAUCUGCGAGCACUCGAAUAGUGCAGGAUUGGGAUGAGCUUUCGGGAAGACUUUGUAUCAGAAGCAUACAAAGCCGCUUUACGCAGGAUCCGAGAUGUCGAAAGACUACUUGGCGGGUCACAUUGGUAGAUUUUGUGUGAGAGUUAUACGAACCUAAUGUGCUAUGGUAUCGUGAGACCAAGGUGCGAGGAGGACACAUUGCACAUUAGUUAGCUAGUUUUUUGUAUCCAUUUACGUUCAUUAGAGCAGUGCUCUAUGUUGAACGUUCAACCGUUCUGCUAGAUUUGCAUGCGUAA